Molecule: messenger RNA, 2292 nt
Organism: Anguilla anguilla (European eel)
Lineage: Eukaryota; Metazoa; Chordata; Actinopteri; Anguilliformes; Anguillidae
Product: endoplasmic reticulum junction formation protein lunapark-B-like
Exons: 13
Coding region: 199-1485 (428 amino acids)
Biological process (GO): endoplasmic reticulum tubular network organization
Cellular component (GO): endoplasmic reticulum tubular network
Source: RefSeq, a predicted model, not a curated record
GCCAGAGCGGCUGGUCUGUGGCAAGGCAUGAUGGGAAGGAGUUUCGCACAGGCUGGUAAGGAGGCUGAAAUGCUAGCAAAUGGGAGUGUUAGCCAACAUUAUUAGCGGGUGUAUUGGGCUGUUCGUGUCGCCGCGCAAGCUAGGAAACCGCUCCAGAGGAGCAGAGAAGUAGUGUGACUGCGUUUCCACCGCAGAGAGAUGGGGAAUGUCGUGUCACGGUGGAAGGCAAAACCUUCCACCGUGGAUGUUCUGGAAACUAUAGACAAGGAUAUAAAGAACCUGGAGGAGUUCCGAGAGAAAAACGAGAGGCUGUUGAAGCUGUGGGUGGGAAGGCUGCUCCUGUACUCCUCUCUCCUGUACCUGGUCACGUGCGUGAGCGUGUAUCUCUGGUGCUUCCCGGAGCAGUGGAUAGAGAGGCUCUUGCUGGCCCUGCCCUUCGUUCUCUUCCCUGUGCUGAUUUGGUUUAUGCGGAAACUGCUGAUUUACCUCUUCUCAAAAAGAACGGAAAGAAACAAUGAAAAAUUGGGAGAUCUCAGAAACCAGAAAAGAAAGAUACUUGAAGAAGUUAUGGAGAAGGAAACGUAUAAAAAUGCUAAACUAAUCCUGGAAAGAUUCGAUCCAGAGUCAAAGAAAAAGGAUCAAGAAUCUACACCAGUUGGGCCCCAAAUGACUCCAAGACCAGGCCAAGAACUUCGUCAGCGGAACAUUUCCCAGAGGCCCCCGGUGAUGGCCACGCCGGUCGGCACCCCCCGGCCCCCGCUGGCCCCUGGCGCCACCCCCUCGGGGCCCCUGCUGAUCUCCGCCCCCGGGGGCCCGCCCGAGAGGACGGGCACCCCCCACAGCCCGCUGCGGCGGCCAAUGAGUCCGGCCACGCCCAUCCCGGGCCUGGGGAUGCACCCUCCGGGCCCGCCCCUCGCCCGGCCCGUUCUGCCGCGGGAGAGGGGCGCCGUGGACCGAGUGAUCGAGUACCUCGUGGGGGACGGCCCGCAGAACAGAUAUGCCCUGAUAUGCCAGCAGUGUCUGUCUCAUAAUGGCAUGGCACUGAAAGAGGAGUUUGAAUACAUCGCCUUCCGAUGCGCAUACUGUUACUUCCUGAAUCCCGCGAGGAAGACCCGCCCCCAGGCCCCCCGGCUCCCAGAGUUCAGUUUCGAGAGAAGAGAGCGCCCCGAGUCGCCCACGCCGGCCCCCUCCACUGCCUCUGAGGAUGGAGACCCCCCCUCUGCCACAGACGAACCCCAGCAAGGAAGCCCGUCUUCGCAAAGCCCACGUUCUGAAUCCCCCGGCUCAGAACCCCCCCACUCUGAAACCCCCCGCUCGGAAACCCCCCCUGCAGUACCUGGCCUCCCGGAAGACGAGACUGAGCCAGCUGAGGAGACCGCUGGGGAAGAUUUUCCUCGAAUGCCAGAUUUGGAAAAAUCUGAAGAAGAGCAGCAGUCUCCAGGAUCUGAAGACGAGCAGAAGACAUCUCAAGUGGAAGCUGAAUAAGAAAAGUCACAUGAUUUCAACUAAGCAAGUGAUUGGUCCACAAUUUUUAUUUUUGUUUUGCUUUCAGAGUGAUUAUUCAACGAAUACUAGCUUAACUGAGGCUGUACGUAACCAAUUCAUGUCUAGGAUUUAGGAAGGACAUUCAGUAGGGUGGAAACGGGAAUUAUGGGAAUAAUAACAGUAACAGUUUUAAAAAUGUUCCAUUUACUAUGUCCUCGGCCAGGGGUUUGAUAACUGAAACACUUUUGUAUGCACAGCAGAGAUGCUAGGAGGGAGUUCAUUCUGUCGCUGAGUUAAUGCAUGCGGGUGGACCUUUUCUCUUUUCUGUCAGUUUUGUGAACACCAAAAUAAUUUGCCAAACGAGAACAGAUUUGUUUCGCUUUAGUUUACAGAUUUUUUGUGUGUGUGUGUGUGUGUAACAGGAUACCUACAGUAUAAACGAAUGACUAAUGUUUCAACAUUUUAAAGCUUAUUUAUGAGUAAUAUUUAAAUCUGUGGUACGGUGCCUUUUAUGAAAGUAUUGUGAGGUAUUGGUUACUCGUAGCACAGGGAGGGCCCGCCUCACGUUUACAGUUGUAGGAAAGCAGAAAUCCCUUUUAUUUAUUCCUGUGAAGUCAUAAACUGCCCACCCAUGUGUGUCUGUGUGUUUUAUCAGUUCUCUGAUGAGAUUAAAUGAAAAAAGAAACAAAAAACAUGAUUUUUUUUUAUGUUCACGCUGCAGGUUUUGUUUUGCGAACAGCACACCUUUGUAAAAGGCUGGUAUUGUCAAGUGUUUUGCGGCACGCUCAUUAAAUGCUUUAAAACCCA